This is a messenger RNA of Mytilus californianus (California mussel), 5378 nucleotides long. RefSeq lists its product as uncharacterized. The record is from RefSeq and is a predicted model, not a curated record. NCBI's taxonomy places the organism in Eukaryota, Metazoa, Mollusca, Bivalvia, Mytilida, Mytilidae. The transcript has 4 exons. The coding region runs from base 102 to 587 and encodes 161 amino acids.
GUCAUGUUUAUUGGAUAAUACAUUUGUAAAAUCCCCUUCUCAAUGGCUUACCUUAGAUAUGUUUCCUACAAGAUUCAAAAUGAUUAUGAAACUGAUUUGACAUGGAGGGUAAGAACGAAAGUGAUGUUGAUUUGACUAUCCAAGCAUUGGAUGAUAUAGAAAAAUUGGGUGUAGAAUAUAGAAAACAAUUGCGUAUGGUUAAUACCCGUAUACGGAAUUUGCAAGAAGACAAACUUAUAGAGGCAACAUUAAAUGAACAGAAAACUGAUAUUAUCUCAGGGAAACUAGAGAAAAUUGCAGCUGGUAACAAUGAAGUGACGAUUCUAUUAGCAAAAUUUCAAAACAACACGAAAAUAUGGAAAGAACUUGCAAAUCUACCUAUGAAACGUGAGGAAAAGGGAAGGCAAACAAAUCAAGAAACAGACAGUGGAUUUGGCAGUGCAACGUCAAAGGUUCUCAACAGUAAUAUCUUGAGUGGAAUACAAGAUACAAACCCACCAGGAAAUGAACACCAGUAUUGUUCAGAGGUGGAUGGCGAAGGUGAUGAUAAUACAGAAAAUGACAAAGAUUCUGACACUGAAUGUUGAGAGCAAACGUCUGAUGCAUAGGAUAUGGUAUUGCACUAUACAAACAUGCAAUCAUUGUAUUGUAUAUUGUGGAUUCAUUAUUUUUGUGGGAUACCAAUUUUCUGCAGAAUUAGUGGGUAGGGACAAACCCCGAAUUUUAAUGUUAAAUAAAGUACAAAUUUCCCAUAGACUUGUAUGCAGACGUUGUCUAAACCACGUAAUCUCCUAUUCACUAACAUACAAGUUUUCCUCAAUCCACGAAAAUUGGUACCCACGAAAGUAGAUGAAUCCACAGUACAUGUUUGUAAGAAAUUAAAAUUGUUAAGAAACUUAAGCAACUUGUGAUGUAAAAAAAAUACCCGAACCAUACUGAGACAUAUAUUCGAAGGUAAGGGUAUUCUUUAUAUAUAGAUUAUAACAUGGCAUUUUUCAUAUCAGACCCCUUAUCAGCCCUAGGUCAUGAUAUCAGCCCGAGAGCCGACAGGCUCGAGGGAUGAUUUUGACCAUGGGCUGAUAAGGGAUCUGAUAUGAAAAAUGACAUGUUAUGUUCUUUUUAUCAUAUACUUCAGCAGAAGCCAUACAGACAUGAAAACUUUUUUAAAACUUUAUAAAAUUCAGUUAUUGUAUUAUUUGUUUUGCGUUUUUUAAUAAUAUAUUUUCCUGUGUCCUAAUAUUCAUUCUGUUAUUCUACUUAGCUAUGUUUUUCACUUAAAUGUACCACUGAGGUUUAUUUUCCGGAAUUUGCAGAAUGACGUCGAAAUGCUUUGCGAUUACGUUAAAGAAAGGCAUGCGAUGAUAACCGGAAGCAGUUGAUAUAAACCGGAAACAGUUGAUUUUCACCGGAAGCAGUUGAUAACAAAAGUCAUAUCACACGGCGAAGACAAUUCUUCAAAUUUAUUGAAUAAAUAUAUGUAUAAAUUAGUUUUAUCAAGAGGUACAAUUAUACCAUUAUUUUCUACAAGUAUAUGAUAAAUUAUGAGAUAUCUUUAUAUAGAGUUUAUGAAAUAUCUCAUGUAAUUCACAAUAGACAAAUAUUUCAUAUAAUGUAUACGAUAUUUUAUAAACGAAAAUCGAACUUAUAUUGAUAAAAUAAAAAAAGAGAUAUCUUUUAUUUUUAUUGUAUCUUACAAAUUUUAUCGGAUAGCUUGUGAAAAAUAGAUCAUAUCUCAUAUAUGAUAAAUUGAGUAUUCUAUAUAUGUAAAUACGUCGCAAAAGCUCACAUCUAUCACAUAGUAUUCUUCAUGGCUUAGCUUUGGAAAGUAUCUUAGGAAAAACACAUGUCCUAAGACUAUUUUAGGACAUGUCUUAGUUCUAAAAGUAUUCUAAGUUAGUAUACACCCAAAGUUUAUCAUUGAGUAAGGACAUCAAAAUGCAUAACUUAAGAUGGUCAUAUGAUAACUAGAAAUCAAUAUUUAGUUAAAACAGUUAAUUUGCUAUCCCUUUAGUCGUUCCAUGCUUUAUAGAUAUAGGUGCAAAAAAGAAUAUUGUUACAUAAGGUUUAAUUAUAAAUAAAAUAUUGUAUGUCAAUAUGGUUAUUUUCUACUUAAUUUGUAUUACUCCUUUUUAUGAAAGGGUAUAUUUGAGGGUUUUUUUUUUUCAUUUAAAGAAUGUUAUGAUUGUUUUUAUUUGAAUGGUUGGUAUUUAUAUUUGUAUGUGUGCUUGGAUGUAAGAACAACACUUUGUAUAGAAACUUGGACUAAUGCAUAUAUUUGUUCUGUAUGCCAUACAUAACAUUCACUCAUAUACUUUUUCAAAAUAAUGUGAUACAGGUGCAAUUGUUAUCUUAGCGAAUAUGCAGUCAUCAAAUAUCAAUUAUUAUAAGACUGUCGCAAAAAUGUUUUUGUCUGAAUGUUGGCCAUUAUUCCCGGUUUUGUUUUCUGUACAUUCAAAUUUUUAUGAUAUGUUUUUUAUCUGACUUUUGACAUUUCUUCGUUCACCUGCUAAGCAUUGUAGAAAAUGUUGCUUGCCAUCUAUGUAUAUUAUUUUUUACCUGAAACGGAUACGAUUUUAUUGGCAUAUCCAGUGCUUUAGAUAAUUCCGGCCAGUAAAGUUUUCAUGUGAUCUUCAUAAGGACAUUUAUUAUAUUCAAUGUAGAUAUUACAAUGUAAAAGAUGCACUCAUGUUGUAAAGCUCACUAUACAUGACUUUAUAUAUGUAGAUAUUGAGUGUUUUGAGUGAGGAGAAAUAAUUUAAAAAUCAGUUGUGUAUAAGAUAUUUUUUAUUUGAUCAUUAUCACUAUCAUUUGAUCAAUCAACAUGCACCAAAAUAAUGUUUCGUUUAUGUUCAAUGUAAAACAGAUUGAUUUUCAUUUAUCUAUGUUUUUUAAAUGUACACAUUUCCAAUUUUUUUGUUUACUCUUAAUUUUGUUUUGAGCAUCAUUUUUAGAAAUGCUCUUCUUCAAAUGUACAUUUGCUGCAUCAAAUGAAUUUCGGUAUUUUUUAAUUGUACAAAAGGGAUUUCAUUUUUGAUUUAAUCCAACAUGCUGUCAUGUUUAGAAUGUCGAUGAAUUAUUCAUCAAGCGACUAACCAGCAAUACAGUUUUUUUUAAAUAUCAACAGCAUUUAUUAUCUUUUAAAAUUAUAAUAGAAAUGAAUGUGCAUUCAUUUAAUGCGUUCGUCUAAAUAUUCUCUAAUGUCUUCUACUAUAUAAUUGAUGCUCACUUUUAUCUUAAAGGAGCAUGAGCUGUCAAAUUCGUGUUCAUCGGUUUGACGCAAAUUCUCAUAUUUGAUUUAUAACAUACUAAAACGUACGUAUAUUUCCAAAUUAUAAAAUGUCUAAAAUAGUCAAUUUAUAAUGCAUGGGCUAGAUAAUAUGUAUCAGCAUUUCGUGUGUAUUUUAGUCUAGACGCCAUCAAAUUAACUAUCGAGAUGACCUCCGAAGACUGCCGACGGUCAUAUAAUCCGAUAAAAACAUAAAUAUAGAUAUAAAUAGAUAGAUAGCGAACUCGUGCAAUUGGAUUUUUUUAGGUCUGUUAGAUUUCAUUUUAUAGGUUAAAAAUAUAUGUUAAUCAUCGUUUUUACCUGUAUAAGAAUGAGUUUUUGUGGUCGAAUCAGUCAAUCAAAUGGUUUACUCUUGUUUCACUUUCAAUGUUGACAUUCUUUUCCUUUUAAUAACUGAACACGCCUAAUUCAUACGUAACCCCUCUCUAAAUGAAGGUCACAUGAAUACGGAUUCAAUGAGGUCGAAUUAUUCACUUGCAAAAAAAAAGAAAAGUCGGACUCACCGUUCACGAACAUCCCCUUACAUUUUUUACUUUAGCCCUUGACGACAGAUUUUAGUUGUGGAUCAUUUUUAUGCAUAACUUUUAAAAUAAUAUCAUAUGUGUGUGAGUGUUAUCUAGGGUAAUUAGUCUUCAACCUCUGAAAAUUUUUAGUCUGCCCUUCCAUGAAAUAUUUAAUUAGAAUUUUUUUACUGAUUUUUAACGUACAAAAAUUCCCCCCUGACAACCAGAAAAUAGUGAAGUUGAGAAAAGGCCUAAAAGUACAUUGAAAGGUGCUUAAUAGCUAGAUACGAUUCUUAUACGACAGUUGUGUUUUAUACAAAUACAACUGUCAUGUAAAGAUCGUAAUAACACUAUGUGCAUUAAUUCGUCGUUUUUCAACAGAUAAAUUGACAGCUCGUCAUCCAUACAAUGGUUUCCAUUUUCGCGAUUGAAAAAAAUAGGUGGUGUAAUGGGGAGAUAAUUUUGACAAAGUAGAAUCCUGACCUGACUGUUUAGAACUCGUUGAACUGAUAUAAGUAUAAAAAAUAUGGCAUAUGCAGCAUUUAUAUUUCUAAAGUUGUAUAAAUGUAUACAGUGUAAGUAACCAGCGACAAAACUACAUUUUAUUCAAUAGACUAUUUUCAUAUUACCGACUUUUGACUCCGGAUUUUAUUAUUUUUCGACAGGUUACCUAUUCUGUGGUAAGACAUUCUAGUACUCGGUCAAGUAAGAGCAACCAGAAGAAGUAAAAUCAAACAUAUAAUCGGUGCAAUUUUGGGGGAAAGUUUUCUGUUUUCCGAUGAUUUUGUCGUGUAAAAAAAUAUAAAACAGUAAAUUUCUCCCCUAAUUUGUAAAGAGUGUAAGCUUGAUUUUACUUCAUUAAAUUGCUCUUACUUAACCUGUCGAAAAAAGAUAAACUCCGGAGUCAAAAGUCGGUAAUAUGAAAACAGUCUAUAAAAAAUGUGUUUUCUUAAAAUUCCGUCCACAGUUAUUCCUGUGAUCUGUCUUUAAUGCUGUUUUUACUGUAUAUACCGAAACUAAUUGAUUUCUAUUGACGAAACGAAUCAUUAAACGGGUAUAUUUAUAGCAAUAACAUAUCAUUUAUAAACACAAUUCUGUGGACAAAUUCAAAAGGACUAGAAUGCAUUUUCAAGCCGUUUCUAACGUGCAUCAUAGAUAUAAAAGGCUACUAUAUUUAUGCAUACAUUGAACAUGUAUACAUUUAUAUACUCUAUUUUUGAAUUUAUUUAUGUAUCGCUGUAAAUAUAAAUGAUACACAUAACAUUUUAGGCAUAUAGAUGCGUUUCAAGGAUCAAGUUCUGCAUAAUAAUAUGAAAUACUGCCCAAUUCAAUCUAUUUAAAAUAUAGAUCUCUGAUUUCGGUAUGCUUCUAGGAGCACACGAGACAUUAAUUUUAAUCAGAUUGCGUCCAAUUACGUAUGUGUUGUCCUAAUCUCUCCAAUGAAGUACAUAGUAUCUUAAUCCGUGUUCUUCCUACCAUUUUAUAAGGUUUCUAUAUUAGUUUUUACUAUUAUUAUUGUUGUUGUUAAUGUUGUAGAUACUACAAUGGCUUUGUAACGAAACUAAUAAAAUUGUGCAAUGAUUUAAAAA